Messenger RNA from Boeremia exigua, 1413 nucleotides. RefSeq lists its product as uncharacterized. The record is from RefSeq and is a predicted model, not a curated record. Bases 1 to 1413 code for a protein of 470 amino acids. NCBI's taxonomy places the organism in Eukaryota, Fungi, Ascomycota, Dothideomycetes, Pleosporales, Didymellaceae. The transcript has 2 exons.
AUGGGAACUCAGUGUGCGCUGGGAGGUGUUGUGCCUGCACCUACUAUCACGCCGGCGCCGAUUGUUGGACGACAGGACCCCAAUGCUAUUGAGCUGGCCAAGGUGCUGCUCACAGCGCUCCCGGCCUCACUGCGUCAGCUUGCUGCAACAAACAUACCCGCUGUGUCGAGCAUCUUGUGGCGGGAGUUCCUUGACGACAACAAACCGGACUGGUUUACAGCUUUGCCGUCGAGCAUACAGAGCUAUCUCAUUGUCCAGUACGGACCGUCGACGGCAUGGCCGACUUCGACUCCGACACCGAGCUCGACUCUGGCCUCAACCACAGCCGAUGCAACUGCAACAGAAACUGCAGCUUCUGCUGCGGCUAGCCCUGACAGUCCGCCUGAAACUAAUUCCGGUCUCAGCAUGGGUGCGAAGAUUGGGAUCGGAAUCGGCGUCCCGCUCGGCGUCCUCGCACUCCUCGCCGUGCUAAUCCCAUGCUGCAUCGCGUCCCGCAAGAAGAAGCCAAAGAAGUCCAGCGGCUACGAACCGCCUCCCUCGCCGGGCUUCAUGCCUCAGGGCGCCUUCCAGGAGAAACCCACCAGCUACCAGGAACACCGCACGCCGCUCAACCGCGCCCAGAGCUGGGACCACGACGACGAGCCGUGGCUGCAACCCGCUGCCGACGGGCGCCCGACGCACCCUGCAUCCAACUUGCCCGCAAACAACACGGCCAUCGUCGGGCCCCCGCUGGUCCACACGCACAGCUCCAGCCGCGGCCGCGGCAAGCGCACCAGCCACAACAGCCUGCACUCCGUCGCCGAACUCACCGAACCCGACGACACCCACGCCCUGCGCUCGACGCGGCGCUCCUCCCUCCCGCCCCCCGCAGACACCCACCCCAUCCCGCCCAGCACCAGCAUCCGCCGCAAACCGCUCGCCCCGCAGCCCGCGCCCCUCCCCCCCAGCCCCCGCGCCCACGGCCACUUCUCGCUCCUCCGCCCCGCCGUGCUAUCGCAAGACCACAGCGGCAGCUCGUCCAGCGGGCUCCCGCUGUCCGAGGACUCGCGGCGCUCGAGCGGCACGGCACCUACAGAGUCGGAUCCCAGUUCGCCGGCGACCCCGGGGUACGCGGCGCCGUAUGCGCUGGGCGAGAGGUGGAGUAAUCCGUUUUCGAAUGAGCAUUAUGUGGAUGUGGAUGAGGGGCGUGGGUAUGGGGACGGCGGGCUAAGGAGUGUGUAUGCUGACGGCGAGCGCGAGAGGGGCGCUGGGUAUCCCGAUGUGCCGGUGAAGAGCGAGAGGCGCGCGAGCCAGGGCGAGUGGCGGGCCAGUGAGGGCGAGUGGCCGCUGGGCGAGUGGCCGCUGCAGAUGCAGCCGGGGCACGGGGGGCACGCGCAGGCGCGGCGCGAGCAGUGGGAUCGCGUGUACGCGUGA